AUGAGCGUUGGGCGGGUGCGCGACCUCUCCCGGCGGAACCCCCAGGAGGACUUCGAGCUCAUCCAGCGCAUCGGUAGCGGCACCUACGGCGACGUCUACAAGGCUCGGAAUGUUAACACGAGUGAGCUAGCGGCAAUUAAAGUAAUAAAACUAGAACCAGGGGAAGAUUUUGCUGUUGUGCAGCAGGAAAUCAUUAUGAUGAAAGACUGUAAGCAUUCAAACAUAGUUGCUUAUUUUGGCAGCUAUCUCAGGCGAGAUAAGCUAUGGAUUUGCAUGGAGUUUUGUGGAGGUGGUUCUCUACAGGAUAUUUAUCAUGUGACUGGACCACUUUCAGAACAGCAGAUUGCCUAUGUUAGCAGAGAAACACUACAGGGAUUAUAUUAUCUUCAUAGUAAAGGAAAAAUGCACAGAGACAUCAAGGGAGCAAAUAUUCUUCUAACAGAUAAUGGCCAUGUAAAAUUAGCUGAUUUUGGAGUAUCUGCACAGAUAACAGCUACAAUUGCCAAAAGGAAAUCUUUCAUUGGCACACCAUAUUGGAUGGCUCCAGAAGUUGCUGCAGUUGAAAGGAAGGGUGGCUAUAACCAACUGUGUGAUCUUUGGGCCGUUGGAAUAACUGCUAUAGAACUUGCAGAACUUCAGCCUCCUAUGUUUGACUUGCAUCCCAUGAGAGCACUGUUUUUAAUGACGAAAAGCAACUUUCAGCCUCCCAAGCUAAAGGACAAAAUGAAAUGGUCAAAUAAUUUCCAUCACUUUGUGAAAAUGGCACUUACAAAAAAUCCUAAGAAGAGACCUACAGCUGAAAAAUUACUACAGCACCCUUUUGUUACACAGCCCUUAAAUCGAACCCUUGCUAUUGAAUUAUUGGAUAAAAUGAAUAAUCCUGAUCAUUCCACGUACCAUGAUUUUGAUGAUGAUGAUCCUGAGCCCCUUGUGCCUCAUAGAAUUCAUUCAACAAGUAGAAAUGUGAGAGAAGAAAAAACACGCUCUGAAAUAAACUUUGGUCAAAUAAAGUUCAAUCCUCCAUUAAGGAAGGAGACAGAGCCACAUCAUGAGUUUCCCAACAGUAACGAUUUUUUGGACAGUUCAGAAGAAAUAUACUACACUGCAAGAUCUAACCUGGAUCUGCAGCUAGAAUAUGGUCAUGGUCCCCAGAGUGGCUGCUUCUUAGGUGCAAAUAAGAGUCUCCUAAAAUCAGUUGAAGAAGAACUGCAUCAGCGGGGACAUGUGGCACAUUUAGAAGAUGAUGAUGAUGCAGACGAUGAUGCUAAACACGCUACAAUUAAACCUAAAGUGCCACCUCCUUUACCACCGAAGCCUAAAUCCAUCUGCAUACCACAGGAAGGUCAUUCUUCUGAAGAUGAUAAUCAAGGAACGAUCAAGAGAUGCCCUGUUUCAGACAGUCCAGCAAAGUUAACAUCACAAGUUCCACCUAGACCACCCCCUCCUCGGUUGCCUCCCCCGAAGCCUAAUCCUAUAGGUAAUGGAGUGAGUUCUUUAGAUUUAAAUGGUGACAGAGAGGGAUCUCCACAUCAACAGCCAAAUGAAAAUAGAGACACUAAUUUUUCAAGGAAAGAAAAGAAGGAAAUACUGAAACCAAUUAGUAAUGGCCUUCCACCGACACCUAAAGUCCAUAUGGGUGCUUGCUUUUCAAAGGUUUUCAAUGGGUGCCCAUUAAAAAUUCAUUGUGCAACAUCAUGGAUUAAUCCAGAUACAAGAGAUCAAUACUUGAUAUUUGGUGCAGAGGAAGGUAUUUACACCCUGAAUCUCAAUGAACUUCAUGAAACAUCAAUGGAACAGCUAUUUCCCCGAAGAUGUACGUGGUUGUAUGUAAUGAACAAUUGCUUAUUAUCAAUAUCUGGUAAAGCUUCUCAGCUUUAUUCCCAUAAUUUACCAGGGCUCUUUGAUUAUGCAAGGCAAAUGCAAAAGUUGCCUGUAUCUAUUCCAACACACAAGCUUCCUGACAGAAUACUCCCCAGGAAGUUUGCAGUGUCUACAAAAAUUCCAGAAACCAAAUGGUGUCAGAAGUGUUGUGUUGUGAGGAAUCCUUACACAGGCCACAAAUACCUUUGCGGAGCACUACAGUCUAGCAUUGUUUUGUUAGAAUGGGUUGAACUGAUGCAGAAGUUUAUGUUAAUUAAGCACAUAGAUUUCCCUGUACCUUGUCCACUGAGAUUGUUUGAAAUGCUGGUAGUACCUGAACAAGAAUUCCCCUUAGUUUGUGUUGGUGUCAGUAGAGGGAGAGACUUCAACCAGGUGGUGAAGUUUGAGACUGUCAACCCAAAUUCUACCUCUUCAUGGUUUACAGAAACAGGAGCUAACACUACGCAGGCGAGCGUUGUACAUUUAACACAGCUGGAAAGAGAUACCAUUUUAGUGUGUCUGGAUUGCUGUAUAAAAAUAGUAAAUCUACAAGGCAGAUUAAAAUCUAGCCGAAAACUGUCAUCAGAGCUCACGUUUGAUUUCCAGAUUGAAUCAAUAGUUUGCCUACAAGACAGUGUUUUAGCUUUCUGGAAGCAUGGAAUGCAAGGAAGGAGUUUUAGGUCAAAUGAGAUCACACAGGAAAUUUCUGACAGUACGAGAAUAUUCAGGCUGCUUGGAUCUGACAGGGUUGUGGUAUUGGAGAGUAGGCCAACAGAUCAUCCUAUGGCCAACAGCAAUUUAUACAUCCUGGCAGGGCACGAAAACAGUUACUGA
This is a messenger RNA of Emys orbicularis (European pond turtle), 2694 nucleotides long. RefSeq names its product mitogen-activated protein kinase kinase kinase kinase 3 (gene MAP4K3). The record is from RefSeq and is a predicted model, not a curated record. NCBI's taxonomy places the organism in Eukaryota, Metazoa, Chordata, Testudines, Emydidae. Gene Ontology annotation, cellular component: cytoplasm. Gene Ontology annotation, biological process: intracellular signal transduction; protein phosphorylation. The coding region runs from base 1 to 2694 and encodes 897 amino acids. The transcript has 35 exons. Gene Ontology annotation, molecular function: MAP kinase kinase kinase kinase activity; ATP binding.